Messenger RNA from Selaginella moellendorffii, 1631 nucleotides. Its product is annotated as blue-light photoreceptor PHR2. The transcript is spliced from 4 exons. Gene Ontology annotation, molecular function: DNA binding; FAD binding. Gene Ontology annotation, biological process: photoreactive repair. The coding region runs from base 56 to 1546 and encodes 496 amino acids. The record is from RefSeq and is a predicted model, not a curated record. Lineage: Eukaryota; Viridiplantae; Streptophyta; Lycopodiopsida; Selaginellales; Selaginellaceae.
GUACGGUUCUAGGGUUUAUCGCAAAAGCCCGCAGUGGUUGCUUUGUGGUGGAGGAAUGGCGAACGCUGCGGAUGGCGAUGGCCUCGUGGAUCUGGAGCUCAUCAUGGACGCCAAUCUCUCCUCCAGCUCCAUUGCUCAUGCCACAUUGGGUGCCGCGCCCCCACCGGAGGAGCUGGAGGUGGAGCUGCACAGCGAGGUAGUAGACAGGCCGGCGCAGCGGCAUUUCAUUCCUUGCGGCAACCUAGCCUCGCUGUCCCUGGCGCUCAACACGCUGAUGCCGCUCUCCUCCAAAGUUGGGGUUUUACCUCGCAAGCUGCUCGCUAAGCCUCCUGCCAAUCUCCCUUCGCAGAAGAAGGCCAACUCGCCAAUUCCCGUGGUGCCAUCUUCGAAGCUCAAGUUUGGGUUGGAUGUGGAGCCGCAGCAGCAGCAGCAGAGCAGCGCCAGCAAGAUUUGCAGCUCCGCCACCGCGUUUCCGGAUUACCAGAUGCUGCCGAGGUCGGGCAGGAGGUAUGGCAACCCGGCAGCUGGUGCCGGCAUGAGACGUGCGUCCAUUGUGUGGUUUAGGAACGACCUUCGCGUCCACGACAAUGAAGCUCUGGCCGCCGCAAACAAGGAGUCACUGUCUGUCAUCCCCGUCUACUGCUUCGACCCCAAGGACUAUGGCAAGUCCGCGUCCGGUUUCGAUAAGACGGGGCCAUACAGGGCCAAGUUUCUCGUCGAGUGCGUUGCCAACUUGCGGGACAACCUGAGGGAGCGGGGCUCGGAACUGGUGGUGAGGAUUGGCAACCCGGUGGAGGUCUUGUCCACCAUCGCCAAAGCUGUGGGAGCCGACGGGCUGUACGCACAUCAGGAGGUGUCGAGCGAGGAGCUGGGCAUGGAAGACAAAGUUACGUCUGCACUCAAGGACCAGAAUGUAGACGUCAAGUUCUUCUGGGGAAGCACGCUCUUUCACGUCGAUGACCUGCCCUUCAAGGUGGAGGACAUGCCUUCCAACUAUGGAGGCUUCCGCGACAAGGUCAAGGACGUCCAGGUUCGAGCGGCGACUGAGGCUCCCAAGCAGCUCAAGGGACUUCCAUCGCAGGGUGACGUGAAAGCAGGAGACAUUCCCAGCCUGCAAGAGCUUGGGCUCAGCCCCGUUUCUGCUGCAGGGCAGGAGAAGCACAAGCGAAAUCGAAUGAUCGGCGGUGAGGUGGAGGCACUCAAGAGAUUAAAGAGUUUCUCCUUGGUUUCACCGCCACCAUCCAAGGGCGGUAAGGAGAACAGCAUUUACGGGGCCAACUUCUCCUCUAAGAUAUCGCCAUGGUUGGCAAUGGGCUGCCUCUCCCCCCGGAAGAUGUUUGAGGACUUGAAAAAGACAACUAGCAGAUUGGUACCAAAGCCAACACCAACAUCUAUAGCGCCAUCUUCAGCAGCUAGCGGUGACUCCGGAAUGCAGUGGCUUGUCUUUGAAUUGCUCUGGAGGGAUUUCUUCAGGUUUGUCACCAAGAAACACGGCGCUGCCAAGAAGACUCAAACGGAAGCUGUGCCAGCUAUGGCGUGCGCCUAGAAAAUUUCCAUUUUGAUGGCAAUUUUUCUUUUUUUUUUUUUCCUUCUUAUUUUAUUCCGCUGUUUUUUACAGUCCCGGUUUCGUU